AUGAUAAACACGUCUACAGUUUUGCGAGAAAAAUUACGGUUGCCUGACUACUCCAAUGAUGACGAGAACAUUGAAAUGAUCCAACUGACUCUAUGUGUCAGUACUAUUUUGUCCAACAACUACUCAGAGAUUGAUUUUGAAACUAUGCAUAGGAAAGUUUAUAAAUGUGUUUUGGUUCGUCAAACGGACAAACUUUACGACCGUUUACGAUUGUGCGUGACAAGUCACUUGAACGUUAAUGUCAAGUAUAAAUUAGAGAGCGUCAAAGGCCAAGCGUAUUUGGAAAUGGUCUGUAACGUUUGGAGUGACUUCAUUGGAGCAGUUUCCAAAAUAGGUGACGUGUUUUGGUACCUGGACGUGAUUAUGCUGCGCCGAAACAAAGGCGUAGACCGCGUAGUUGACAUGGCUGUAAAACUGUUUAGAAAUUUUUUGUUGCGCAACGAAAGUCUCCGUAGUCAGCUAAUAGAGGAAAUAUUUAGUUCAAUCGAAUCCGAAAGGUAUGGCGUAGCCAGUCAAGUAGCCAGAAAAUGUGGCCAAAUACUUUUGGAGAUAAACAAAGACAAUCGUUUGCUCUAUAAUGUCUAUUUCGAAGACAAUUACUUAGCCGAAGUGGAACACCACUGUCAAAAAAUAAAAUGUCCUCCCAGUGUGACGCAUUACGUACAAAUGGUGGAAGCGGCCAUUGAGUUGGAGACCGACCGAGCUCUGGCGUUCGGUGACAAUAUCACUUAUACCCGAGUAGUUCAAUUGAUGGUUGCUGAGCUGAUUGGCAAACGCGUUCAGUUCAUUAUAGAGUCUCCUGCUGGCAUGUGGCAAAUGAUGAAAGACGGUAAUGUCCAUCAAUUGACUAAGGUUCACCGACUUUUGGUUCGGAUCGAAUCAUAUCCUGCUAUAGUUGUCGACGCAAUAAACCGAUAUACAAUUUUGAACUACUGUAAUAAGGCGACUAGCCAGAAUUUUUUUAAUAAUAUAUUAGAGUUCAGGGAUACCAUGAGUAAAUAUUUAGAAACAGCAUUUGACAACGAGCCCAUCAUUGAACAGGCUAUCAAUUUGAACUUUGAGAAACUUUUGCGGCUAAACACCCGAACUCCACAGGAGUUGUCGCUGUACGUGCAACAAUUAAUGUCUAGCGUGGAGGAUUGUGCGGUUUUGUUGAAACAAGCUAUCACCGUAUUCAGGUACAUGGAGAAAAAAGACAAAUUCGAAACUCAUUACAGACAGCAUUUGGCCAAACGUUUACUUCUGAAUAGAAUAGUGAAUGAACGCCGCGAGAAAAAGUUUAUCUACGAGCUUAGCUCCGAGUGUGGGAUUCAUUACACACAUAAGCUUCAGUGUCUGUUUAAAGACAUGGAAACUUCUGUCGAAUUGGCGACACACUUUAGUCGAAAAAACGCUUACAAAGUUAAUGCCAUUGAAUUUAAUGUUCGUGUGUUAACGUGGGGCAUAUGGCCUCUAUCCGCCAACGGACUUGAAUGUUGCUUGCCUCGGCCGAUCCGCACUCUCUUCAAGAACUUCCAAACAUUUUAUUUAUCUCUCCACGGAGGCGGACGGAAGCUCACGUUAAUACCUCAACUUGGAUCAGUCGAAGUGAUAGCUACUCUAGGAGGAACUGAGUAUACCAUGGUUAUGUCCACAUUUCAUGUAACGGUUUUGUAUUUAUUUAACACAUUUUCAAAACUGACUUACGAUACUAUUCAAACUAUGACCAUGAUACCGGAACCAGAUUUUCGUCGAGUUAUCGUCUCCCUUAUGGCCGCAAAAAAUCGGAUACUCGUUAAAGAGCCCCGAACAAAGACCCUGGAAAGUGAUCAUGUAUUUCGACUAAACUCUAACUACAAGUCCACAUUAACCGUGAUUAAAUUGUACGCCAGUAGUGGAUCAACUGUAGCCAAAACGGAAAUGCGAGUUGGUGACAAACUCAAGUGCGAGACGGCGUACAAAAGAUAA
Adelges cooleyi (spruce gall adelgid) is the source of this 1947-nucleotide messenger RNA. RefSeq names its product cullin-3-like. The record is from RefSeq and is a predicted model, not a curated record. Gene Ontology annotation, molecular function: ubiquitin protein ligase binding. Bases 1 to 1947 code for a protein of 648 amino acids. Gene Ontology annotation, cellular component: Cul3-RING ubiquitin ligase complex. Lineage: Eukaryota; Metazoa; Arthropoda; Insecta; Hemiptera; Adelgidae. The transcript has a single exon. Gene Ontology annotation, biological process: protein ubiquitination; ubiquitin-dependent protein catabolic process.